CAAAGGACACAGCGAUGGACGCGUCUGAAAUGUAAACAGUCGUGUGUGUUGGAGGGCAGAUAUGAGUCUGUUAUCGAGGGCAGUGCAGUGUGCUGUGGGUCAGAGGGAGUGGAGCCGCAGACACUUCUGGGGCUGGCUCAAUGCAGUCUUCAACAAGGUGGACUAUGAGAGGAUAAAAGCCGUUGGUCCAGACAGAGCUGCAGCAGAGUGGCUGCUGAGAUGCGGUGCCAAAGUGAGGUUUGAAGGUUUCGAUCGCUGGCAACACGACUACAACGCGCUGCCAACUGGGGCUCUGGGCAGAUACAAGAUCCAGGCGAUAGACGCUACUGAAUCCUGCAUCAUGCACAGAGGGUUUGACCACCUGGAUGGUUUGAAACAUGUGGAGGAAAUCAAGUUCAACAAGUGUAUGUACAUUGAGGACAGCUGCCUGGAGAGGCUGAGCUCUAUAGAGAAUCUGCAGCAGAGUUUGUACAUGAUGGAGGUGGUGUCGUGUGGAAAUGUAACCGAUAAGGGCAUCAUCGCUCUGCACAAACUAAAGAACCUGGAGUAUCUUUUUCUCAGUGAUCUUCCCGGGAUCAAAGACAAAGAAACAACAGUUAACAGACUACAGACAGCGCUCCCACAUCUGGACCUAGCACUGGACCUGGAAUGAUAUCAGAAAAAACGUCCUGUUUAGAAGAGACUGUUAUCAUUUAAAAAUAAGGGCACUAUUUUUAAGGUUUCCAAAGUAAAAGAGCCAGUCUUGACAUAGGACAGACUGAGGGGCUUAUAGUGUGCAGCACGGAGAUCCUUCAGCUAAAAUGUUAAGUGUAUUUUCAUGUGAAUCAUUAAGUCGUGCAGAGAAAAUAUUCAGGUUGAUGUGUCACCUUUCAGCUUGAAGUAUAAUCAAGCUUUAAAGGGACAGCUCAUCCUAAAAUCAAAAAUACAUAUUUAGUCUUACAUGUAGUGCUAUUUAUCAGUCUCGAUUGUUCUGGUGUGAGUUGCCGAGUGUUGGAGAUAUCGGCCGUAGAGAUGUCUGCCUUCUCUCCAAUAUAAUGGAGCUAGAUGGCACUCGGCUUGUGGUGCUCAAAGCGCCAUGAAAAAAUACACAGUUAAAAAAACUCAACAUCAAUGUCUCUUUCCAGAAAUCACGACCCGGUUAAUCAAGAUAAUCCACAGACCUUGUUGUGAGCAGUUUCAUGUAGGAAGUAUUUUCUUCCUACAAGACUACACCCAACAACUACUCAUGGAUGAGAGACUCGAGCUCCUGACAGCACGAGGUGUAAACAUCACAGGCGUCUUCUUCAACAGAGCUGUAAGGACCCUGACACACGAAGCUGACGGUCUGCUGUUGGUCAGUGCACCACACUGUUGGCACUUCUCAGCCUUUUUCAGCUCAUUCAGAAUGUUGAAUCGGCGUCAAAGCUGGCAGAGCCCAUCGAUGAGGGAAAUCACUCUGAUUGGUAGCUCAGCUCAGUGCACAUGAAGAGGAAUGGAAGUGAGGAAAGUAAACAACAGACUACAGUAAAGAGGGCAUGAGACUCAAACAAACUUGUUAUAUUAGGUAGGGGCUAUUUUUUAGUCUUUGAGCUCUUCAGCAGAUAUGGUUCAUAAUGGUUUGUGGUUUUUUUGCUGGCACACAGUAUAUAUAUCUUUCAUUCUUUCAAUAUCAGGGUGUGUUGUUAAUGUGCUAACUGGCUAACUAGCAUCUUGAAUCAGUCCUAUUGGUCUUCCGAUUCCAUUUUUGAAUGACGAAUACAGACUACACGCAGAUGCAGAACAUAUGUGCUAGUUGGUCAUUGGCCGUAGUCUUUACGAUGUGUUCAAGUGGAGCUUUUUGGUCGAGGCACAGACAACGUAAGGAGACACAACAGUUCGCCACCACUAGCUCUGUGUUUGCUUGGCAUGUCUGGGUAUUAACGUUAGCUAGCCCAGGGGUGCUAGGUGAGCUAACAGUAGAUGCACGCUUCCUUCUGCACAGUAAUACAGUUUACGGGAUUAUCUUGAGUAACCAGGUCAUGAUUUCUGGAAAGAGACAUUGCUGUUGAGUUUUUUGAAUGUAUUUUUUGGCGCUUUGAGCACCACAAGCUGAGUGCCAUCUAGCUCCAUUAUAUUGGAGAGAAGGCAGACAUCUCUACGGCUGAUAUCUCCAACACUCUUCAACUCACACCAAAACUAUCUAGACUGAUAAAUAACAGUACAGGUAAGAGGAAAAAUACGUAUUUUUGAUUUUGCGGUGAACUGUCCAUUUAAAGAAAACAGCAAUGAACAAAGUUAAAGCACUUUAUAUUGUUGACACUUUUUUGAUAGAUGGAACUAUUCUGUAGUUUAUUAUAUUCUCAACAUUCAAAAUAUUACUCCAUAUGUGGGUACAAAGAGAAAAACCUUUUGAAUAAAUUCCCUUUAGAUUAAUUUGGCAUGUGUACAAUAUCUGAGGACAGACAGAUGGCUGUGAACAUCCUUAGCACCAAAGUUCCACAGAUAAUGAGUACGAUGUGUGUAUUGUUACUGCUACAUGCUACUAAAUGUUGGUUAAAGGAAUAUCCACUCCUGACGUCAAUAAAUAGUUUCAGAAAUGCUCA
Molecule: messenger RNA, 2561 nt
Organism: Epinephelus fuscoguttatus (brown-marbled grouper)
Lineage: Eukaryota; Metazoa; Chordata; Actinopteri; Perciformes; Serranidae
Gene: dmac2l
Product: distal membrane arm assembly component 2 like
Exons: 5
Coding region: 62-652 (196 amino acids)
Source: RefSeq, a predicted model, not a curated record